Molecule: messenger RNA, 2004 nt
Organism: Didymodactylos carnosus
Lineage: Eukaryota; Metazoa; Rotifera; Eurotatoria; Philodinida; Philodinidae
Source: the annotation of a GenBank genome assembly
AUGUCCGUAUCUGAAUCAACAGCAAUUGGUACCACAUUAUUACGUGUAAGAGCCUAUUUAGUUGAUAAUUCAUUUAACAGUCAAAUAUCGUAUUCAUUACGUGGUGAUGAAACGAUAACAAACAAAUUUCAACUAGAUAAAUAUGAUGGAAAAUUAAUUUUAAAAUCAAUGCUCGAUUUUGAAACAACAUCGUUAUACAUAUUUACAAUUGAUGCAAAAGUCGAAUCCAUGCUACCGUCAUUUGUCGAAGUAACAAUUUAUGUUAUUAAUGUUAACGAUAAUCCACCGGAUUUAAAUGUCCUCUUUUAUCCAUCAGUAUCAAUUCAACAACCAUCAAAUAUUGCAACAAUUUUGUAUGAUUCAUCUGCUUCUUAUACACCAAUUUGUACGAUUAAUGUAAAAGAUAAAGACUAUCUAUCUACAUCGACAAUUGUCCCUAUUAAUUUAACUGUACAUUUAAAUAAUACUGACGAAUUUCAAUUACAAUUAGUUCGUUUAGGUGGUCCACGUAGUGGUGGAGAAGCCACGUACAUUCUAUCGACCAUUAAUACUAAACAACUUACUAAACAUAAUCUAAUUUAUCUUUCAAUUGAUGUUUGUGAUAAUGAUGAACCACCAUUAUGGACAAAUCGUUCAUUUGUAUUCCACUUAAUUCAAAAAUCAUCAGAUGAUUGUAAUAUUUUAUUUGAUAAACAAGAAUAUUUGAUCGAUAUAAAUGAAACAACACCGUUAAAUACACUGUUAUUACGUACAUAUGAGACAAAUUGUCAAAAUUCUAAUACUCAGUUUAAUUUAAAAAAUGAAAAUAUUUCAUUUCAUAUUGAUCAUCGAACCGGUGAAUUAUUUACAUCAAAAUAUUUUAAUAGAACAAUUCAAAGUAUUUAUCAAUUUCAAAUAUUAGCUAAUGAUCAACAACAUCAAACUCUUGCCAAUAUAACAAUUCGAAUUUUAGAUAAUAAUAAUCAUCGACCAUUCAUUAUGGAUAAAAAAGUUCUGCUAUUUAACUAUGUUACAUUACAAAAAAAUCAAUUUUUAUCAAAUUUAAAUAUUAUCAAUUUUUCUAAUAGUACUGGAUGUAAAUUAAAUCACGAGAAUUAUUAUUUUCAGUUAUUGUCAAAUUGUAGUGUAAAACUGUUGCCAAAUAGAAUACCAAUACCGGGAAAAUACUAUUUAAGCGUAAAAUUAGAUCAGAUAUUUCAAGAUACAUUUCUUAUUGAAAUUAUUGAAACAAAACAAUCAGAACUAUUAUCAAACGUAAAUAAUUAUUUAAAAUCACAAUGGAUAAUUAUUCUAGCUGCUAUACUAGCCUUUAUCUUUGUUUUAUCAACAAUGUUAUUGAUGAUACACUUAUUUAGAAGAAAACAUAAACAAAAAAUAUUAAAUAAAAUGAAUGAACAAUUAGAUUCGACAAAACAACAUCCAUUAGAUAAAUGUAUUAAUGAAAUUAAAAAGAAACAGAAACUAUCAGAAGCUAUUGGAACUCAUCACAAUAGUAAAUAUGAGACAGUUAAAAAUAAGUUACAAGUUCACGAUGAUCAACAAUUAUCAAAUAAUUCAGAUGAUAAUUUAAAAUCUUGUGCCACCAUCUAUUUAUUGCAACGAACAUCAACUCAACAACGAAUUUCUCCAUCAUCACAUAGUUCUUCCUCGGGAAACGAUAUUCAAACGUGUACUACUAGUGUACGUCUUGAUUUCGAUGAAGGCUAUGCAGGUAGUUCAGAGCUCGAACUUUCAGAUGGUGGUUCUACUGUAUCACCUAUGAAAUGGAUAAACAAAACAAGGAAUAUCGAACAAUAUCAAGUAUACGAAUUUCAACAACAACAAAAACAAAUGAUUGAUAUUAAACGAAUAAAUUUAUCAGCAACACACGAUGAAUCGUCCGUACAACAACAUUUGAAAAAUGAUGAUUAUAUGAGAAAAAAUGGUGUUCUUCAAUCAAAUUCAAGAUCGAAAAAUGUAUCACUUGUUAAUGCAUCUAUAUCGUCACAUAUUUCGCUUGUAUAA